Cladocopium goreaui is the source of this 276-nucleotide messenger RNA. NCBI's taxonomy places the organism in Eukaryota, Dinophyceae, Suessiales, Symbiodiniaceae. The record is from the annotation of a GenBank genome assembly.
AUGGCUUCAUCAUUUCUCUCGGUUCAAUGCCUCCAGGACUCUCGGCGCCUGGCCUUGCUAACCAGCUGCGAUGCCUUAACGCGAGAUGAGCCGCAGCGCCUGACGGCCGUUCUGGCACUUCGCGCCUUGCUGGCCUGGAACCGGCUCUUGGAGGUGUGCACUCGCAGAUGUGCAGCGCGCAAAGUGAAGCGAUCCAUGUGCGACGUUCUUGGCGUCGGCGCCCGACGGGAGGCCACCACCUUGAUGAGCAACGCCCUGGCAGCCUGGCGCCGUGAG